Molecule: messenger RNA, 3688 nt
Organism: Nematostella vectensis (starlet sea anemone)
Lineage: Eukaryota; Metazoa; Cnidaria; Anthozoa; Actiniaria; Edwardsiidae
Product: potassium voltage-gated channel subfamily A member 3
Exons: 1
Coding region: 331-1575 (414 amino acids)
Biological process (GO): potassium ion transmembrane transport; protein homooligomerization
Cellular component (GO): voltage-gated potassium channel complex; membrane
Molecular function (GO): delayed rectifier potassium channel activity
Source: RefSeq, a predicted model, not a curated record
UUUCAUUCAUUUUUAAUCGAUUAACCCUUGUUUGUCCCUUCUAUUUAUUCGUUUUACAAAGGGUUGGAAUACAGCGAGGGAGAAAAGUUACUGAGGUGUGAGGAUCCGGACAGCUAUUUGAGAAUUCAGCAGUCUGGAUCUUAUUUGAACACCUAUUAUUUGGGUUAAACGUUGGCUUUGACGAUGGCGAGCGACCUUUUGUAUUUUAAUUUGGUUUGGUGUUAGUGUCGCGGUGAAUUAAGCUGGGAUUUCUAUGGGCGAGUUUCAAGGAGGCUAUAAUUCGCAUGCCUCAACACUUUAUCAAGACCGUAGCGUUUCAUCGCGAGUUCCAUGGAUGACAGAGUUCGCAUAAAUGUGAGUGGUACUACCUUUGAGACGCGUCUGAGUACACUCACGCGAUUUCCACGGACUCUUCUCGGCUCGCACUCGAAACGGCAGAAACACUACAACGACACGCUACAGGAGUUCUACUUCAACAGACACCGCUUAGCUUUUGAGUCUAUCCUAUUUUACUAUCAGUCAAACGGCAGGUUAAUUCUACCAGAUGAAGUUCCUUUUCGUGUUUUCACGGAGGAAGUAGAGUUUUUUGAACUGGGAGAGGAUGCGUUGAACUCGAUUUCGCAGGGAAUGUUACCAAAUACUAUUCGUAAAGAGCCGGAUAGAGUAGUAAUGAGAAAAAUAUGGAAUUUAUUUGAGCAUCCGGAUACGUCUAUGCUAGCACGAGCAAUCGCACUGUUUUCUGUAUUUAUGAUAAUUGCGUCAGUGCUCGUCUCAAGCGUGGAAACUCUGCCGCAGUGGGGAAUCAGAGAUUGCGGUAAAUCGUGCCGUAAUCAAACCAGCGGUGACUUGUUAAAGGAUUGUAACAGCACGUUUGAGAAAUACGAAAAGUGCUCCAAGACCAAGGAGAUCUUUAUGUUUCUAGAGACCAUCUGUUAUUCGUGGUUUCUUUUCGAGUACGUGAUUAGGUUUGCUACGGCGCCAGAUAGAUCCAAAUUUGUGAUAUCUCCAUUAAAUCUGGUUGACCUUCUCGCUAUCUGCCCGUUCUUUAUCUUGUUAUUAAUCCGUAGCGAGCGCGUGGUAAGCCUUGCCGUUCUGCGAAUCAUAAGAGUCCUCAGGGUCUUCAGAGUCUUGAAAUUGUCACGCUAUUCUGGUGGUCUGCGCGUGUUGUGUUACACACUGCGCUCAAGUCUGAAAGAGCUAGAAAUGGCCAUGUUGUUCGUCUGCAUGAUUGUGGUACUCUCCUCUAGCGCUGUAUACUAUACAGAUCUUGGGCACCCUAAGUCUCAGUUUUCCAGUAUUCCGGAUGCAUUCUGGUGGUGUGCGACUACAGUGACUACAGUAGGUUAUGGAGAUCAGAUUCCUGUGACCGCCUCGGGACGUUUUGUAGGAUGUAUUUGCGCCGUGCUCGGUGUGUUGGCGUUCUCGCUACCUGUGAUGGCGUUUGCCACGAAUUUUAAUGCCUAUUUGAAAUGUGAACCAGUGCGGAAACUAGACCCUGCGAGAGAAAGGACGGAAAGUAUCAACCGAUAUAGAAAAAGCUUUAGGGUUAGUCAGGUGCGGAAAUCAAGUGGUUGAUAGAAAGGGUAAAUUUAAAGAGUAUCUGCCAGCCGCCAUUAUGUCAUAUCAAAAUAUCUAGUGCGAGAAAGUAUUCAGUUCCACCGGCUGUGUAGGGGAAGUUAUAGCGAGGUUUCCUUGCUUGGUAAAAUGAACUAUAGAACUUUGUUAUCAGAUGGUUAUUUCGUGAUUCCCGUUCUUCCAAUAUUGCAUAUAAACAAUAACAAAGAUGGGGCUGACUUUUUUUAUCUAAUUAACAAAUGUUGAUCAUUUAAAAGACUGUACAAUUUUAGGCCAGAAAACGCAACCCAGCCCUCCCUUAGAGGUUGGUUUCCAUGUGAUCUCAGCACGAUUGCAACCAAUGGCAUUCCGAUCGCAAUCGUAUAUAUAUUCUUAUCGUACACGAACGCAGGGUGAGUUUUCAAAUAAUCGUACACGAUCACCUGCGAUAGAGAUCGAUAUGGAAACCAUCCUUAACCCCGUCUAGCAUCGGUCUUGCAGAGCUGUCAAUACUGUCCAACUGUCCCUCAUUUGGAAUGGCCAUUUGUCAAGUGCUAGUGGCAAAUGGCGAAAUGGUAAUAUAAUGCUGUAGGAUGGAGGGAUGAGGGAGGGGUGGCUCUACGAAUCAAUCCAUAAAUCCAUGGAUUUGGUGCUGUAGCUCCAAUAAGUUAAAGUCCAAUAAGUUAAAGUUAAGUCCUAUGAGACAUAAUGUACCCUGGACACCAGAGCCUCCAGACAUCUCUCGUCAAGUUAAGCUCUGCCAAAAUCGCGAGAGAAGUCUGGAGGUUGUGGUACCCUGGUUAGACAUAAUGAUGCAUGGUUUUCGCAUUCCUCAACGCAUAUUCAGGUAACAGAGGUUUUGGAGCUCUCAUAAUCAGAAACUCAAUUCUGUCUCGACAGAUUACCAAGCUUAUAGCUGUGACUAAAACGUUUCGUGUCGUGGUAUUCUAACUACCCGGUUGCAAGAAAGCUGGCAGUUACGGUGCAAAGUAUACGAGUUAUGAGGACAGUAAGGUUCGGUGUCAGGACUAAGCUGGUUAUCUGGUAUUCGGGUAAAUAGAAACACGUUUAGCUGGCUGAGAAGGUUUAGCAAGGUUUUAUUAUUCAUCUCCAGAUUAGGAAGAUUCAUCCAAAGCAAAAAAUACUUUCCAGAAAAAAAACGAUUAAUCAUUACAGAAAAAAAACUACCCCUAAUACCUUUUAUAUACGAUCACUGUAUACUAGUAUACUAGAAGUACCGAUGUUUUAGGUGUCUCUAAAAACAAUAUGCAAUUUAGUGAUUAAAUUUCCCCGCAACCGAAGGAUGAUUAGUUGAAGGCCCUACGUCGUAGGCGGAAUGGGUUAUAUGCACUGGCCAAAGCCUUUGUAUGCAAGGCAAAAGAUAUAAGAUAAAAGGAUAUUUUUUGUCGGCCAUCUUGGGUUCCUAAGAGCACAGUUAACGUCCGACUUUGACUUCACAAAUUAUAUCUAGUGGGUAUAGCAUUUCUACAAUUACAGCUCUUUUGCAGAGUUAUGUAUUCCAUGUAUCUCAAUUCAAUGAAGCCACCAAUUAGUGGAAAAGGAAAAAAACGAAGACCUUUCAUUGAGAAAAAAAACUUUAUAUCAUUGGAAUACACAUGGCUGAUAAGGCUUCUUUUGCAUUCAGCUACAAAGCUUCUAGUUCCAUUUAUAUUAUGGCAGAAUAACUAGGUCAUCGGCUUACAAGUGUUAUUGCUCGGGCUUUAGGGUAGUUUGAGUGAAGAAUGAUUCGGUAACAACGACUAUCCCGUAGAUUGUCUAUAUGCUCCCUGGCUAAAAUGGAACCUAGGUUUAUUUACCACUAAUAAGACAUCCUACAAAGAAUGCCUUUUUUCCAAACCUAAACUAAAGUCGUAAUCGAGGCAUCCUUUUCUCUUACUAUUCUUACUAUUCUUUUUUUUUUGACAUUGUAAAUUGGGAAUUUUUAGAUUGGUGAAAAGGAACUUAUUAUGAUUGGCCAUUUCAGGCAUAUGACAAAGUGUCAUGUGGGUAGACUAAUCACAUUGCUUAUGUAACACAAAGGAGAAAUGAAUAAUUUUAGCUAUCGGGUAUUGGGGAAAGUAUUUUCUGAUCUUUCUUUUACAAUAAAAAUCGACAAUAAAUAUUAAACAUCGCA